Messenger RNA from Cebus imitator (Panamanian white-faced capuchin), 5442 nucleotides. RefSeq names its product zinc finger protein 836 (gene ZNF836). NCBI's taxonomy places the organism in Eukaryota, Metazoa, Chordata, Mammalia, Primates, Cebidae. Gene Ontology annotation, molecular function: DNA-binding transcription factor activity; RNA polymerase II cis-regulatory region sequence-specific DNA binding. Gene Ontology annotation, biological process: regulation of transcription by RNA polymerase II. Bases 958 to 3768 code for a protein of 936 amino acids. The record is from RefSeq and is a predicted model, not a curated record. The transcript has 4 exons.
AAACAACCGGAUCUCCUGACAACUCACUUUGAUAAGAACAUCACCAAGGGGCUGGUGUGAAACCAUUCCUCACAAAUCCACCCCCAUGAUCCAGCCACCUCCCACCAGGCCCCACCAGUAACACUGGGGAUUACAAUUCAAUGUGAGAUUUGGGCCAAGGACACAGACCUGGUCCAUAUCACCCACCUGCAUGUCCCCUGCAGACCUGUCCCUGAACUCUAGAAUCCUUUGUCUUACUGUCUCAGCUCUCUGCUCAGCCGUCUAACAGGUAUCUCCACCCUUGUGUUUCCAAAAGUGACUUCCCGAACUCCCCAAGUACAUUCCCCUGUGCUCCCCACAUCUCACAUGAAGGUGACCCUAUACUUCCUGGGCAUAGGUUUACAUGUCAGCAUACAUUUGAAACAGAGAAGACAUGCCAUUAUAUGGGAGCAUUUUGAUUCACGUGACAAAGAAAAGUUAGUUUUGUCUAGAUUAUCAUAAAAAAAAGAAAAGUUAUGUUUACUUAAAGCAGAUGAGGUAAUACAUGUUUCCAAAAUUACUGUGAACUGUGGGAGAAAAAUGUUUGAAGACCUCAUCCGUGCCUGGUCUGCUCCCUCAAGACCUCUCUGACUUGAUCUCCUGCCUGGGCCUCCACUCCAGCCAUGCGGGCCUCUUUCCUGUUUCUGGGGCCGAGGUUGCUCCUGCCUCAGGGUCUUUAGUUGAGCUGUCCCUCUGCCUAGAAUUCUCUGGCCCCUCAGCUGAGGUGCAAACACCCUUCCUCCCCCAGGUCUUUGUUCUGGUAUUGCCUUCUUAGUGGGGACUUCUGUGACCCUCCCUCCUCUCUCCACUGAACACUCCAGCCAUACCCUCACCCCUACCUCUGGUCCAUAUUAAACAGAUUUGACUUGUAAAGAGUUAAUUAUAUUGACUGAGAGGGAAGCCCAGAAGAGGAAGAAGAGGAAAGCAAAGGAGUCAGGGAUGGCUCUUACACAGGGACCUUUGACAUUCAGGGAUGUGACCAUAGAAUUCUCUCACGAGGAGUGGAAAUGCCUGGACCCUGCACAGAAAGCUUUGUACAAGGAUGUGAUGUUGGAGAACUACAGGAACCUGGUCUUCCUGGGUAUAACUCCUAAAUGUACGACCAAGGAAUUACCACCAAUAGGGAACAAUAAUACAGGAGAAAAAUUCCGAACAGUGACGCUGGAAAGACAUGAAUGCUAUGACAUUGAAGAUAUUUACUUAAGGGAAAUCCAGAAAAAUCUACUGGACCUUGAAUUUCAAUGGAAACAUGGUGAAAUAAAUUUUAAAGAAGUGCCAAUGACCUAUAAAAAUAAUCUUACUGGUAAAAGAGGUCAUCAUAGUCCAGAGAAUGUAGAAAACAAAUGUAUUGAAAAUCAGCUUCCAUUAAGCUUUCAGUCACAUCUGACUGAACUGCAGAAAUUUCAAACUGAAGGGAAAGUUUAUGAAUGUAACCAAACUGAGAGAACAGUUAAUAAUGGUUCCUUAGUGUCACCACUUCAAAUAAUUCUUCCUCGUGUCCAAACCAACAUUUCUAGGAAAUAUAGGAAUGAGUUUUUGCAACUGUCAUUACCUAUCCAACUUGAGAAAACACACAUUGGGGAAAAGCCUUAUAUAUGUAAUGAGUGUGGCAAAACGUUUAGAGUGUCUUCAAGUCUUAUUAACCAUCAGAUGAUACAUACUACAGAGAAACCUUACAAAUGUGAUGAAUGUGGCAAAGCCUUUCAUCAGGGCUCACUACUAACCAUACAUCAGAUAGCCCAUACAAGGCGGAAACCAUAUCAAUGUGAUGUAUGUGGCAAGAUCUUCAGACAAAAUUCAGAUCUUGUAAAUCACUGGAGAAGUCACACUGGAGAGAAACCAUACAAAUGUAAUGAAUGUGGCAAGUCCUUCAGCCAAAGUUACAACCUUACAAUACAUCAGAGAAUUCACACUGGAGAGAAACCUUACAAAUGUAAUGAAUGUGGGAAAACCUUCAAACAAGGCUCUUGCCUCACUACACAUCAGAUAAUCCAUACAGGAGAGAAACCAUAUCAGUGUGAUAUAUGUGGCAAGGUCUUCAGGCAAAAUUCAAAUCUUGUAAAUCACCAGAGAAUCCACACUGGAGAGAAACCAUACAAAUGCAAUGUAUGUGGAAAGUCUUUUAGUCAAAGUUCCAACCUGGCAACUCAUCAGACAGUUCAUACUGGAAACAAACCUUACAAAUGUAAUGAAUGUGGCAAAACCUUUAAACGGAGCUCAAGCCUCACUACACAUCAGAUAAUCCAUACAGGAGAGAAACCAUAUGCAUGUGAUAUAUGUGACAAGGUCUUCAGUCAACGUUCACAACUUGCAAGGCACCAGAGAAGUCAUACUGGAGAGAAACCUUACAAAUGCAAUGAAUGUGGCAAGGUCUUCAGUCAGCAUUCACAUCUUGCGGGGCAUCGGAGAAUUCAUACUGGAGAGAAGCCUUACAAAUGUGAUAAAUGUGGCAAAGCCUUUAAACAGGGUUCAUUACUCACUAGACAUAAGAUAAUUCAUACCAAAGAGAAACGUUACCAAUGCAAUGAAUGUGGAAAGGUCUUUAGUGAAAAUUCAUGCCUUGUAAGGCAUUUAAGAAUUCACACUGGGGAGCAACCUUACAAAUGUAAUGCGUGUGGCAAGGUCUUCAAUUACAGUGGGAACCUUUCAAUUCAUAAGAGAAUACAUACAGGAGAGAAACCUUUCCAAUGUAAUGAAUGUGGCAUGGUCUUCAGGAAUUACUCAUGCCUAGCACGUCAUCUAAGAAUUCACACUGGGCAGAAACCUUACAAAUGUAAUGUGUGUGGCAAGGUCUUCAAUGACAGUGGAAACCUUUCAAAUCAUAAGAGAAUUCAUACUGGAGAGAAGCCCUUUCAGUGUAAUGAAUGUGGCAAGGUCUUUAGUUACUACUCAUGCCUAGCACGUCAUCGGAAAAUUCAUACUGGAGAGAAACCUUACAAAUGUAAUGAUUGUGGCAAAGUGUAUACUCAGCGUUCAAGCCUCACUAAACAUCUGAUAAUUCAUACUGCAGAGAAAUCUUACAAUUGUAAUGAGUUUGAUGGGGCAUUUAUCCAAAGUUCAAAACUUGCAAAAUAUCACAGAAAUCCUGCUGGAGAGAAACCACACAAAUGUAGCCAUUGUGGUAGAACUUUUAGUCAUAUAACAGGCCUGACAUACCAUCAGAGAAGACAUACUGGAGAGAUGCCAUACAAAUGUGCUGAAUGUGGCCAGGUCUUUAAUUCCACUUCGAACCUUGCAAGGCAUCGGAGAAUUCAUACGGGGGAGAAACCUUACAAAUGUAGUGAAUGUGGUAAGGUCUUUCGUCAUCAGUCAACACUAGUGCGUCAUCGGAGUAUUCAUACCGGAGAGAAACCUUACACAUGUAAAGAGUGUGGCAAAGCUUUUAGAGUGCGCUCAAUUCUGGUUAAUCAUCAGAAAAUGCAUACUGGAGAGAAACCUUAUAAAUGUAAUGAAUGUGGUAAAGCUUUUAUUGAAAGGUCAAAGCUGGUGUACCAUCAAAGAAAUCACACUGGAGAAAAGCCAUACAAAUGUAUUGAAUGUGGCAAGGCCUUUGGGCGGUUUUCUUGCCUCAGCAAACACCAAAUAAUUCAUUCUGGAGAAAAACCUUAUAAAUGUAAUGAGUGUGGCAAAUCUUUUAUUAGUCGGUCAGGCCUCACUAAGCAUCAGACAAAACAUAUUGGAGAGAACCUUACAACUAAACUGAAUGUGGCAAGGCCUUUAGAUGCUCUCCUAACUUCUGGGUUCAAAUAGUUCAUACUUACUGAUAUAGCUUGUAUAACUUUCACUUCUUUCUGAAAUCUUGUGGAAUUUCAAUACCCCGAAUUGGAGGUGGGGCCUGGUGGGAGAUGACUGGAUAACGGGUGGAUUUCUCAAGAAUGGUUUAGCAUCACCCCCUUGGUGCUCUUCUCAGGAUAGUGAGUUCUGGUGAGAUAUUGUUGUUUAAAAGUAUAUGGCAGGCCAGGCACAGUGGAUCAUCCCUGUAAUCUGAGCAUUUAGAGGGGGUCUAAGUGGGCAGGUCACUUGUGGCCAGGUGUUCAAGACCAGGCUGGUGAACAUGGUAAAACCUUGUCUCUACUAUAAACACAAAAAUUAGCUGGGCAUGGUGAUGCAUACCUGUAAUCCUAGCUACUCAAGAGGCUGAGGCAUGAGAAUCACUUGAACCCAGGAGACAGAGGUUGCAGUGAGCCAAGAUCUGCCACUGCACUCCAGCCUGGGUGACAGCAAGAUGCUGUCUCAAAAAAAAAAGUGUAGGAACCUUCCUCUUGUUUGCUUCUCUUCUUGCCAUGUGACAUGUCCACUUCCCCUUAGCCGUCCACCAUGAUUUUAACAUUCUUGAGGCUCCCCCAGAAGGUGAGCAGAUGUCAGCACCAUGUUUCCUGUAUAGCCUGUAGAACUGUGAGUCAACUAAACUUCUUUAUAAAUUACCCAGCCUCAGGUAUAUCUUUAUAGCAAUUCAAAUAUAGCCUAAUACAUUUACACAUGCAGUAAAUGUAGCUAAGUUUUAAGCUAGUGUUCACUACUCACUUGGCAUAAGAAUAUACAUGUUGGAGAGAAAUUACAGAAGUGUAAUGUGUAUGGCAAGAAUUCCAUUCAAAGAUCAAAACUUGUGGAUCGAUAGAUAAUUCAAAGUGCAGAGAUGCUUUACAAUUGAAAAGAAUGUGGCAAAACCUUUACCAGAGUUCAAUCGCUAUUGGACAUAAGGGAGUUUAUACUGAAAGGAGAUCUAUAUGUAUGUGCCAGAGACUUCCUCCAGGCAUUGGAACUUACCAGACAUCAGAAUAUACAACUUGGAGAAGAGCCACACAAAUGUAAUGUGUGUGGUAAGGCUUUUACCCGAACAUCAUCGAAAUGGAAACCUGAGUAUUCAUACUGAAGAGUUACCUUACAAAUGUAACAAAUGUAGUAAGACUUUCUAACAAAUCAGAUGUUUGCUUUUGGAGUGUGAGAGAAUUUAUGUAGGAGAAAAAUCCUAUAAAUGUGCUGAACAUGUGCCCACCUCAGCCUCCCAAAGUGCUGGGAUUACAGGUGUGAGCCACCACACCUGGCCAAAAUUGUUUGCAUUUUUAGUAAAGAUGGGAUUUCACGAUGUUGGCCAGGCUGGUCUUGAACUCCUGACCUCAGGCGAUCUGCCCACCUUGAACUCCCAAAGUGUUGGGAUUACAGGCAUGAGCCACCCCACCUGGCCAGCAUCUGUCAUUUCUCUGUACAUUUUUUGCCACACAAAUCUGAGAAUGCCACCUUGAGAUAUGGAUCCUGCAAGUUCUUCAAUGGAAGAAAUGUAAGUCCAUAAAUUGGGUUAAAUGGUUUCUAGUUGCGUGUACAAUGAUAAAAAAUUAUUUUUAAAAUGUAGUUUUGGCUGGGCUCUGUGGCUCAUGCCUAUAUUCUUAGCACUUUGGGAGGUUGAGGUGGACAGAUUGCCUGAGC